UACAUGUCUGUUUUUACUUGUUGAUUUGAAAAAGGAAGAUCCCUGGGGCUAAAUAGAAGGGCUUUUUUCAUGGUAUUCGUUUAGACUAAUGCAGAUACGUAAAACAGCUGUAAGCAAUGUUGGUUUUAGAAUUACAUAAGGUAAAUAUUUCUUGAUUCCAUGUCUAAAAUGAAAACUAGGACACUGCAAAAUGAGAAAAGAGUAAAAAUAUCAAAGUAAGCAUUUAUUAAUCACUAACAGGUAAAACAACUCAUUGAUGAGCUCAGUCUUGAAGCAUCAUUGAGAUCUUAAACCAAAUGACUGGCUAAGCUAAUGUGUCAUUGUGCUGCUUUUGUAUUUUCUCUCCACAGUGACCUGAGUAUGAACAACAUCACUGAGCUUCCAGCAUAUGUAUUCAAGAAGUUCCCCUACCUAGAAGAACUACGACUCGCUGGGAAUGACCUGACAUUCAUCCACCCUGACGCCCUGUCUGGUCUGCAUCAGCUCAAAGUCCUGAUGCUGCAAAAUAAUCAACUUAAAUCUGUCCCCAAUGCAGCAUUGAAAAACCUUCACUCGCUCCAGUCUCUCCGCCUGGAUGCCAACCACAUUACAACCGUUCCUGACGACAGCUUCGAAGGUCUGCAGCAGUUGCGUCACCUGUGGCUGGAUGACAAUCACCUGACAGACAUCCCCGUCAGUUCCUUGAGACACCAGUCAAAUCUUCAAGCUCUGACUCUGGCACUCAACCGGAUCUUGUAUAUACCAGACAACGCCUUCGGAAACCUGACGAGUCUAGUUGUGCUGCAUCUUCAUAACAACCGAAUUAAGGAGAUAGGAGCCAAUUGUUUCGUUGGAUUGGUGAACCUGGAGACGCUAGAUCUUAAUUUUAACAACUUGAAGGAGUUUCCUAAAGCAAUAGAGGCCUUGCCCAAACUGAAAGAACUUGGGUUUCACAGCAAUGAUAUUGCUGCCAUUCCAGAACGGGCCUUUCAUAACAACCCCAUGCUGCGAACCAUACACUUUUAUGACAACCCUCUGUCUUUUGUGGGAGCUUCAGCUUUUCAAAAUCUCUCAGACCUGCGCUCUCUAAUGUUGCGUGGUGCCAGUCUGAUGAAGGACUUCCCCAUCCUCACAUGGACUAACAAUCUGGAUAGUCUGACCCUCUCAGGUACCAAGAUAUCAUCCAUACCUGCUGAUCUGUGUGAAGAUCUCAAGUUCCUUCAGACACUUGACCUGUCCUACAACGAGGUGAAGCAGUUACCGUCCUUCCAGGGCUGCAGCCGGCUGCAGGAGAUAAGCUUCCAGCACAAUCACAUUCAACAAAUUGACAGAGAUACUUUUCAGGAUCUCUCAGCGCUCCGUUUGCUAGACCUGAGUAGGAACGAAAUUCGAGUUAUCCACAAAGAUGCUUUCCUCAGUCUCACUGGACUCACCAACUUAGAUCUGAGUAUGAACUCCCUGUCUGUGAUUCCGACAACUGGACUGAGUGCCGUCAUUCAGCUAAAACUUUCAGGAAACCCACAGAUGAAAAAUGUUCUUCCUGCAAAAAACCUGCCAAAACUCAGGUCCAUCUCUGUCCCUUAUGCCUACCAAUGCUGCGCGUUUAUUGGAUGCGACUCGGUGACGAGGUCUGCUGAGCAAACGGACGUGAAGAAAUCUACAGGUGUAGAAGGUGGUGAGCAGGUCUCAAUGAUAAUGCAUUGUUCACCUUCACCAGGAGCCUUCAAGCCUUGUGAGCACCUCUUGGGGAACUGGAUGAUUCGUCUGACAGUGUGGUUUAUCUGCCUGGUGUCGCUGGUCUUCAACAGCCUGGUGCUGGUGACCACCUUCUCGCCCGCUCACCGAGCCGCCGGUUAUUCCCACUACCUGACUCCGUCUUUGUCACCAGCCAGGCUGCUAAUGGGUCUGCUGGCCCUGGCCAACCUGCUCACUGGCCUGUACGUCGGCAUUCUGACCGUGCUCGACGCGGCAACGUGGGGAUCCUUCGCUGAGUUCGGCGCGUGGUGGGAGAUGGGUCCCGGCUGUCAGAUCACCGGAGCUCUCGCCGUGUUCUCUUCGGAGUGGUCGGUGCUGCUGCUGGCGCUGGCAGCCGUGGAGCGCAGCAUGGCGGUCCGGAUGAUCCUGGGAAAAGUGCUGAUGUCGCCCAGGAGGAACGGCAGCAGCCAUCGCAGGUGUUUUAGAGGUUACCAGUGCUUUGGCCUGGCCGCGGGGCUGCUGGGGUUGCUGGCGGCGGCCGGAGCAUGUCUGCCUCUUCUGACCUUCAGCGACCAGUCGUCUUCUCCCCUCUGCCUGCCGUUCGCUGGUGGGGAGAGUCCGGCUCUCAGUGUCACAGUCAUUCUGGUCCUGCUCAACGCCCUGGCUUACCUCUUCACAGCUGCAGUUUACACCCAGCUCUACUGCCACCUCGGCAGGGUGGAGCUGGCGGACCCAGAGCAGACCGGCGCCCUCCGUCAUGUCGCCUGGCUCAUCUUCACCAACUGCAUCUUCUUCUGUCCCGUCGCGGCUUUUUCCUUCGCCCCUCUCCUGACCGGCUCCACGGCCGGCGGCCCGGAAAUCGCCAAGUCCGUCACCCUCAUUUUCUUCCCCCUCCCCGCGUGCUUGAACCCAGUGUUGUAUGUGUUUUUCAGCCCGGCCUUCAGAGAGGACUGGUUAAGGCUGCGCGGUCACAUGGAUUUGACCCAAGAGGUGAAGGCCGGCACUGAAAGCGGCUGCGACGAUGGCGGUGGAGGGUCUGAGCUCACAGACGAGGGAUCCUUCUCCCACCUGGGCUUUGACUGUGGUGUGUACUCUCAGCUUUGUGGAGAGACUGUGUGCGAACAGUGCGAGGCAGUCCUGCGUGCCCGGACCUGCUCUUCCCCCUCAGCCUCCUCGGUCUGCAGACAUUUAGUGAAGUCUCACAGCUGUCCCACCCUUCUGGCUGGAGCCGCCAUAUGCCCGCGCUCCGAGGGGUUCUGGGCAGACAGCGGCACGCCCUCUGCUCAGUCCGAGUACGCCGAUGAGGGGGACUCGUUUGUUUCAGACAGUUCAGACCAGGUUCAAGCCUGUGGCAGAGCCUGCUUCUGCCAAAGCAGAGGACUUCCUCUUGUACACUACUCAUACAACAUACCUCGAGUCAAAGACUAAGGUUGCCUCAGUGCUCCAGUACGUCAGUGUGCACAGAUAUGUCUGUCAUGUGAAUUUAGAUUCUUCAAGAUUAUGUAAUUUUUUUAAAUAUAAAUAUAUAUAUAUAUAUAUAUAUAUAUAUAUAUAUAUAUAUAUAUAU
Messenger RNA from Poecilia latipinna (sailfin molly), 3241 nucleotides. It is a transcript of the gene lgr4, whose product is annotated as leucine-rich repeat containing G protein-coupled receptor 4. Bases 313 to 3102 code for a protein of 929 amino acids. The transcript is spliced from 17 exons. Gene Ontology annotation, biological process: activation of adenylate cyclase activity; positive regulation of canonical Wnt signaling pathway; adenylate cyclase-activating G protein-coupled receptor signaling pathway. The record is from RefSeq and is a predicted model, not a curated record. Gene Ontology annotation, molecular function: protein binding; G protein-coupled peptide receptor activity. Gene Ontology annotation, cellular component: plasma membrane. Lineage: Eukaryota; Metazoa; Chordata; Actinopteri; Cyprinodontiformes; Poeciliidae.